This is a messenger RNA of Anolis sagrei ordinatus, 3456 nucleotides long. RefSeq names its product G protein regulated inducer of neurite outgrowth 2 (gene GPRIN2). The record is from RefSeq and is a predicted model, not a curated record. Lineage: Eukaryota; Metazoa; Chordata; Lepidosauria; Squamata; Anolidae. Gene Ontology annotation, biological process: neuron projection development. Gene Ontology annotation, cellular component: plasma membrane.
UCUCUAAUCAGAUGAAGCCGUGGGAUUAUCUCUGUCCCUCGCAGCCAGGCUCCAUUUUGAUUCCUCUCAGUCGGUCGGAAAAGCUUCGGAAAGUGGCAAGCCGAAGGGCUCACCUGUGGAAGUCCAAAGCAAAGACUGUGGGCUGUGCUCUUCCCCUCUCCCUUGGAUGCUGUUUCGGCUUCCUCAACCUCCUUGCCUGGCAGGAUUUCCGAAAGGGAAGCAAGAAUAAUAAUUAUUAUAAGGACAAACCCACACACAGCAUCCUCUGGUGGCUUUCGGCUUUUCUCUUUCUUUGAUUUCUGAGCAUCUUGUCUGAAGUCCCCUGAAGAUUUCCUGGCCUGUGGAAAAUCUGGAUGUGAAAUUUCACCCUGUGGAGGGAAGAACUCCCACUUGUCAUGGCUACCAACAGUCACCGGCUCCACGCCCAUUCCCAUCAGGAAACCUUAAAUUCUGUCUGCAAUAGUACUCUGGGUCUCAACUACCAGCCGCUUUCCAAGAGCUCUUCCAAUCUGGCCAGCGUUGGGCGAAUGGGUUCUGAGGAGAGACACAGCAGCAAACAGGAGCUCCGAAAGAGCCUCAGCAGUUCUGCCUGCCAAGCCCAGGGAAAGGACGGGGAAGCCCGAAGCACACCUAGCUCUGACUGGUCUUCUACUCAUUCAGAAAUGGCUUCCACUAUCCGAACUGCAAGCAGCUUGUCACCAAGUGAUAGCACUCCGAGUGUCACAAAAAACACUAGCCAUUUCCUGGGUGUUGACCAGUCCCCAGCCUCUGGAGAAGGCAUGGGUUCUAGACCACACAUCAAGAGCAGUACUGUCGAGAAUGUGUCUUCAACAUUGUCUGCACAAUUACAGCGUGGGAGCACAAUGGAUGGACCAGGAGUUGCAGUUCAGAGAAGCCUUUCUGACCUGACUUGCAGCUGCAAGCAACCGAGUUCUGCUCCCCAGAUAGAGACAAGUGCUACUUACUCUGCUAUGAGUUCCAACAGUGGUUACAGUACAUCUCCAGGCAAUACAUCAUUUCCAAGAUCGAGGUAUGGAUCAGACACAUGUGAAAAAGCCCCAGAUUUUCAGAGCCACUUGACUCAGGACUCCAAUUCACCCAGAGACCAAAGUGUCCCAACCAAUGUCUUUGACAAUGGUGCUUUAGCACACAAUGUUACUGUUUUUCCAGAUCCAGGGGCAUAUUACCCAAAUUAUCUUGGGUCACAUAUGCCUGGAGAUAACUUCUCAAAUAGAGCAAUGUAUGCUCAGGGCGGACUUAUCUAUAGUAACUUUUCAACAGGUAUGUACCCUCCUGGCAUGAUGGCCAUUCAUAACAAUACUAGUUUUCCCUACAACAUAAGACAGGAUUCUGCGAUGAAGGUAGAAGGUACUCUCCCAGCCUAUUGCCAUUCCUUGCCAAUAUCUUCUGUUCAGUUCAUCCCAAGGUUGGUCUGCUCAGUGAGUGAAUCAGGGAAAGAACAAGUCCAUCCUGAGUACUGUCCAACUUUGCCUGCUACUGAACCAGCAAGCUUUCCAAAACUGGUGACGUCUGUGAGUGAGUCAGGUCUGGAUGCAAAACGCAUAUUGCGUUGUUGCAGCGUGCGUGGAGAGCACAUAUUGCAUGCCCAGCCUUGUAUACAACCAAAGAGGGGCCAUGAGGAAAUGAAGACGAUGUACGUGGUGUUGAAUAACCACCAAGAUGGCGUUCAUACGGUCAUGAAGACUAAGGACACAUGGACGAUGACCUCCAUGAAUGACCUCACUCGUGGACUGCAGCCUCUCCUGGGAUGCAAAGAUGUAGAGGUGCAGACCCUCCCAACAAGGGAAUGUAAAUCUGUGGCCACAAGCCCCUCUGUUGCUACAGAAGAUUACCCACACGUGUUCCCUGAAGUUAACCUGGAACCAGAGGCAGAGGGUGAAAAGUCUCCGGUGCGGGAAGUGAGGUGGGAUGAUGAAGGCAUGACUUGGGAGGUCUAUGGUGCCGCUGUGGAUCCUGAAGUUCUUGGCCUGGCCAUUCAGAAACAUCUUGAGAUUCAGAUAGAACAAUUCCAGACAGAACCGGAGCUUGCCAUUUCUAGGAAAAGUACAGGGGAACAGCCAGAGAAAGAAGAAAAGAAAAUGACUUUCAGGACAAUGAUGCAUUGUCUAAAACCUUCAAGCUGCUGCGCCCGUUCCAACACAGCAGAGGAAUAAACUUUCUGGCACAGAGUUGGAAUCUGAACUGAUUUAAAACAAUUCUGCAAGUCAGAGGCCACAGGAAGCUUUUUUAAAAGUACAUACCCUUAUGAGUUUACUUUAGAAAUGUGUAGUUGAAUUCUGGACUGUUUCACUUCACAUUUUAGCUUGGUUGGGCUUUAAAAACGGCUCACUCGGGAUCCAGUUGAGACUGAUCUGAUUCAGAUCCAAUUUGGUCUUAAAGGUCUGAUUAAUUGAGGGCCAAAUCAAUGUAUUGCACAGGCCUAGUUGUAGGGCAUCCCUCUUCCCUCUGACUUUUGAACAAACUGUUUCCUGUCUAUAGAAUUCUAUUUUAACUACUUUCUUCGUGUAUGUAUGGCUGGUAAUUUACUGUAUCGGAGGUUCAAUUAAUGCCACUUUGACCUUUGGAAUGGCAGCUAAUUUUUUUGGAUGAAAAUUUCAUCAUUCAUUAGGCGAUCCCUCGUUUUCUGAGUAGGAUCGUCUUCCAGUAUUCUUGUGGGUCCGUAUGUGGCUGUGGAGCCCUAUUCUUGCUCUGCAUCUUCUUCCGCAGUGAGGGCAUUGGUUUCCAGGUGGAAGGCGGUCUCGGUCGGGGUUGGCUUGACGUGCCUUCCUCUUGGCACGUUUCUCUCUUUCGCCCUCCAUUCAUGUCUCUUCAAAUUCUGCAGCACUGCUGGUCACAGCUGACCUCCAGCUGGAGCAGUCAAGGGACACGGCUUCCCAGUUCUCAGUGUCUGUGCCAGAGUUUUUAAGGUUGGCUUUGAGUCCAUCUUUAAAUCUCUUUUCCUUACAUAAAGUUACACUAGUUCCAUAUACAUUAGCUGUCCUUUCUUGCACAAAGGAAAUCAGAACAGCACCGACUCCUCAUUUUGAGUAGCCAGCAGAUUUACUCUCAAAAAGCAGGAAUAUAAACUAAAAACAAACAAAUGCUGUUGAUUGUAGACACCUGAAUCUUAAACAUGGGGUUAUUAUGGUUUACUUUUGAACAAGAAAUACCUUCUAAAUGACUGACACCUUGGGAAAUAUCAUUGUUCUUCUCUGAGUAUCAAUUGAUUGUAGAUUUUUUAAUGGAAAAUAUUCAUUUGUUUAUAUAUUAGUGUUACUCUUUGUUCUCUACAUUUUGUUUUACUAUGCAUGUAGUUUUCAGUGCUAGACUUGAAAUGCAUUUUAUACUUUUUACACAGAUGCAAAUGGCAUUGUAUUACUUAUGAAAAAGCAUCAUCAGAAAGUAUACUCCUUAUUGCCAGAUAGUUUAUUGAAUUAAACUGCUGUGUACUACCAA